Haliotis rubra (blacklip abalone) is the source of this 1062-nucleotide messenger RNA. Its product is annotated as protein CutA homolog. Gene Ontology annotation, biological process: response to metal ion. The transcript has 7 exons. The coding region runs from base 139 to 546 and encodes 135 amino acids. The record is from RefSeq and is a predicted model, not a curated record. Gene Ontology annotation, molecular function: copper ion binding. Lineage: Eukaryota; Metazoa; Mollusca; Gastropoda; Lepetellida; Haliotidae.
CCUCUGAAAGCUCAUCUCAACUUCAGUGGAGAAGUGGAUGUUGUUAACAAAGUGGCAGGUGCCAAAACAACAGGGAUAUUCUCAUCCAGAAUAAUUGGAUUUCUUAGUCUGAUUGUGGUUGGCGUCGGUGUGUACUGUAUGCCUGGACUUGUGGGUGUUGUCUGUCGCGCUGUCAGCACCAUGGCCGAGUCCUAUCUCGCUGGAUCCGCCUCCAUGGCGUUUGUGACUGUACCCAAUAUGGAUGUCGCCAAGAAGCUUGCCCAUGGCAUCGUGAAGCAGAGGCUGGCUGCAUGUGUGAACAUCCUCCCUGGCAUCACCUCCGUGUAUGAGUGGGAAGACAAAGUGGAAGAAGAUCCGGAACUACUGUUGAUGAUCAAGACUCAGUCAUCUAAGGUAGAUGAACUGUCAGCAUAUGUCAGAUCUAACCACCCAUAUGACUGUGCGGAGGUGAUAUCUUCAAAGAUUGACAAUGGCAACCCUCCAUAUCUGAAGUGGAUCGCGGACACAGUUCAGAAGAUCCCGGUGGAGGAAAAGAAAGACAGCUGAACAACCUUAAGGCUAAUCUCUCACUAAGAGUCAGAAGAGAGAAGUUAAAGUGGAUGGAUGUUUUUGUCCUCUGUGCAAUCACUUUCACAUUUCCUGUUGGAUCCAGAUCGAUAUAUUGGGAGCUGCUUUCCCGGCGAGUUCUGUCACCUUCAUACCAUGUGCUUUGACAACAGCAGUACAGGUCGUCAUCAGUCUUGUCAUGCUGUACAGCUUCUCAUGAGGUGGUGUUAGGAAAUACAAGACGUUCAUGGAUGUUUGGAAUGUCAUGUAGUUUGGGAUAUUUCAGACUGCAUGUAAGCUAGCACUCUUGGCAAGGACUGGGCAAAGGUAGUUAGUUAUUUUAAUAAUGAUCAAGCCAAAUCAGCAUUGGGAACACCUGUAAUGGGUUUGACAUAUUGUAUCCAUGGGUAGUGAAAUCUGGGAAUUAGGGACUGUUCAUAAUUCAUGGCUAGAGGGGGUGAUGAUGAUUUUUAUGGAGAAGCAUGUACAAUGUGAAUGACCCCCACUAAAAUUUAU